AUGGCAAGAAUUGAAUCAAGUUUCCUAGUGUUGUCUGAUACACACGAUUACCAAUUCGGCGAUAAUGCAUCCAGCAAGCUGCAGCUUCCCGUCCCAAAAGUCGACGUCCUUCUCCACAGCGGAGAUUUAACACAAGUUGGAGGAGUUCCAGCCUUCAAAAAGACUCUCAAAAUGCUCAGUAACUUCAACGCAGAGCUUAAAUUAGUUAUCGCUGGAAAUCAUGACUUGGAGCUCGACGAAGGAUGGUGUAAGGUACAUCUCGAAGAAGAUGAGGACUAUCUUGAGGACCAUGCCCGUGCCAUGGAGGUCAUUAAGGGGCAAUUAACGAAAGGAGCAGGGGUUACUUAUUUGGAAGAAGGAACCCAUUAUUUUCAACUUGAAAACGGAGCAACAUUUAAAAUAUAUGCUUCCCCCUAUCAACCCAACAAUGCUGUUACGAGGGUAGCCGUCUAG
This is a messenger RNA of Sclerotinia trifoliorum, 453 nucleotides long. The record is from the annotation of a GenBank genome assembly. Lineage: Eukaryota; Fungi; Ascomycota; Leotiomycetes; Helotiales; Sclerotiniaceae.